Molecule: messenger RNA, 3776 nt
Organism: Microbotryum saponariae
Lineage: Eukaryota; Fungi; Basidiomycota; Microbotryomycetes; Microbotryales; Microbotryaceae
Source: the annotation of a GenBank genome assembly
AUGCUCUGUGUAGGUUUAUAUCCCCCCACCGCUCAGGCUCUCCGCUGGGACUAUCGACGGCUCUCUCGUCCGACGUCGUUGACGAACCCGACGGGCGACAACGACCCCCGGUCUCGGCUCGCCGUGGAUAUCAUCUAUCAUCUGCCGCUGAUCGACAAGGAAGCGCCGCGCACUCUGGCGCAAGGAUGUAACUUUCAGUAGGUUCCUCUGUGCUGACCUUUUUUUUGAAUUCUGGUCUUCCUUCCGUGCGUGUUUAUAGACCAGGAUUGGCAAUCGUCCUACAUCGAUUGUAAGUUCUCUCUUCGCGCUGAACCAAAUUGACGCCCCCCUGAAACGUGCCUCCUCGGCUGAAAAGUGGAAAAAGUGGGGGGGGGGGGGGGUGGGGGUUGUUUCCGGAUCGGAUUCGCGAAAUCAUGAACUGACUCCUCGAUCCUCUUUAAAUCUUCGGUAACUCCUCUUUUGUUGAACGACAUUCACCUUGUGGAUCUUUUUUGCGGGAACCUCUUCUUCCUCCGCCGGCAUUUCUUCGCUCCAAAUCCUCUCUCACACUUCAGAUUCGGGCUUGAAGCGCUUCAUCAAGGAUCGCCAGUCGCAGCACAAGUGGGACGAUGCCGACGAGGCUGACUUUAUCAAAGGUUUGUUGUGGAGUUUAAUUUGCCUGGAGGUGGCUCGGCAGCGUGCCGAUGAUUUCUGAGGUAUUUGAUUUCAUUCAGCUUUGGAGGGCGAGUUGGACAAGGUCGUCAAGUUCCAAGAGAGCAAGGUGGGUCAGAAUUGGCUCGGCCACGCGAGAAGGCAGUGUAUGACCUUUCCGAGCGUUACGAAACACCCAUCCUUCGUUUGAUUCUUCUGUUCACCAGAUGAGCGAAUUGACGGGCAAGAUCUCGGCCUACGAAGAAGAGGUCAAGCACCUCAUCGCGCACGCCGACGCGUCGGCCCCUCCUACGCCGACCGCCUCGGAAGCAGGUCGACAUCCCGAGGAGUUGGGUGACGAUGGGGGUUCGGACGAUGAUACGGACGAUGAUACGGAGGAUCGCUUCGUUGAUUUGGAGGAGGAUUUGGCCAACGUGAUUGCGGAUGUGCAUGAUUUGGGCCACUUCACCCAUUUGAACUUUACCGGUUUCGUCAAGAUCGUAAAGUGAGUCGAUCUAGGUAGAUACUGUGGAUGGUAUGUCUGGUACUGAUCUCAGUGUUCGGUCCGGUUCUAGGAAACACGAUGUUCGUCAUGGAUUUUAUACCAAAGAGGUCUUACAGCGUAUCGGAAACGGGUACUGACUUCAGGCAGAUGUCGCGUCAACGAACAGAAACGAACUGGGUUCCAACUCCGAGGGCAAUUCAUGCGCAGCUUCCUCGAUCGCAAGCCCUUCUACAAGGAAAACUACGUCAGUCAUCUCCCGCGAUCAAUUCGAAGUUUUUCGCCAUCAGUCGCUGACCCACCGCUAUGCCUAUCUUCGCUCAGGACUCGAUCAUCGUGCAAUUGUCGAGGUUGUACAACCUCGUCCGGACGCGAGGACACCCUGUCAUGGGUGACUCGAGUGCCGGUGGAGGACAGAGCGCUUUUGUUCGACAGACGACCAAGGUCAGUUCACGAGUCGGACUUUGAUGGGACGAAAGGGGAAGCUGAUGUCUAUUUGGCUGGUUCGUGCAUGUUGUGUGCCAACAGUACUGGGUUCAUCCGGUUGGUUUUCGUUCAGCACUUACGAAUCGCUCGUGGGGGUGGGGCGUAGAAAGCUGACAUGGUCGACAAUCCUACAGGACAACUACGUCCAACUCAAGCUCGUCAUCCUCAAGCACUUGCCUGUUUUGGGUAGGUCGUCUUCGAGGCCCCUCCGGUCGCUGGGUCCGACGCUGAUAUGACAUAGUUUCGAUCUGCAGUUUUCAACCCUGAUAAGCCUUUCCAGCAAGAGGAUGCGGCCAUCUCGUCGAUCUACUUUGACAACGGCGUGCGUAGGCGCAUUGCCCGAGCUUAGCAGCUGCCGUUGGUGGUGGGUGGCUGAUGUGUGCGUUUGACUUUGCUCAGGACCUCGACCUGUAUCUGGGACGAUUGGAAAAGACCGAAGGGGCCGAGGCGAUCCGCAUGCGUUGGUACGGUGGGAUGGACGUCAAGACGAUCUUUGUCGAGCGCAAGACCCAUCGCGAGGACUGGACGGGAGAGAAGUCCGUCAAGGCGCGGUUCCCGAUCAAGGAGGAACACCUCAACGAUUUCCUCGCUGGGCGGUAUACGAUGGACGAGACGUUCGAGGCUUUGCGCAAGAAGGGGAAGAAGUCGGAUAAGGAGAUUGAUUCGAUGCUCAAGCUCGCACGGGAGGUGCAGGCCGCAGUCAAGCACAAGAAGUUGGGACCGGUCAUGCGCACGUUCUACAACCGAACAGCAUUCCAGCUGCCUGGUGACGCGAGGGUGCGCAUCUCGUUCGAUACGCAGCUUUCGCUCAUUCGUGAGGAUAACUGGGAUGGCGUGACGCGCUCGGGCGACAAUUGGCGUCGAACAGACAUUGGCAUCGAUUGGCCUUUCCCUCAAUUGCCGGACGAGGACAAGGAACUGUUCCCUUAUGGUGUGCUCGAGGUCAAGUUGCAGACCGAGAUGGGCCAACAACCGCCCGAAUGGGUGCGCGAACUCGUCUCGUCGCAUUUGGUCGAGGCCGUGCCCAAGUUUUCGAAAUUCAUCCACGGUUGCGCGACCCUGUUGCCGAAUCGAGUCGACCUCGUGCCGUUCUGGUUGCCGCAGAUGGAGACGGAUAUUCGUAAACCGGCGACGAGGAAGGCGCAGAUCCAGCGUCCGGCACCGUCGCAUACCUCGCAAUCGAACACGCCGUCGGAUGGCGCGUCUCAUGAAGCCGAGUUGGCGCAGUACACUGAGCCUGUAUCGGAUGACGAGGUCGACGAGGACGAUAACCGUCAUCAGGCGAUCACGUCCGACGAAGCAGGUUGGGCCAACCUCCCUCUCCAAGCCGCGGCGGAAGCCAAAGCAUUCCGUGACGAAGCGUCCAAGCAUGCCGCCUCGGGAGUUGGACAAGCCUUGUCUACUGCGGAUGCUUCGACCUCGGCGAAUGCGAGGAAACAGCAUGAAAUCUUCCCCAAGUUGACGCCCGCGAAUCUGAGCAAGUUGCUGGACUCCAAGUACGAGACCGAACGAUCGAGGGGGUUGAACGAACGUUCUUCUCGAGGUGGUGGUGGAAGGGAGAAUGGGGUCAACGGGGUCAACGGGGAGGAACAGACGAUCAACCCUUCGGGUAUCUCGUUGACGCCCGGGAGGGUCGAGUAUGUCAGUUCAUUCCGCGCGCAGGCGGGAAAGAAGGUCGCUAUUCCGGUCAGGGUCGAACCCAAGGUGUUUUACGCAAAUGAAAGGACGAGUGAGUGGACAUCCUGGCUUUCGAAUGAAGUGGGCGGAGGCUGAUUUGUGGGACCAUUGAUCUUUGCAGCUUUGUCGUGGGUAGAGUUUAGCGUCGUUGUUUCGGCGAUCGGCAUCGGGAUCUUGUCUUUUUCCGAUCCUCAUGGCAAGUCUUUGGAGUGUUUACUCUUUCCCGCCAUCCCCUAUGUGAUACUGAACCGCUUCCUUCCUUCACACAGACGACAUCGCCCUCGCCGCCGCCUCCUCCUUCACCGUUGUCGCGUUGCUCUCGUUGCUCUACACGGGCUACACCUACUACUGGCGCGUGACCAAGAUCCGGAACCGCGAGGCUGUCAUCUACCAUGAUUACUUUGGGCCGACGGCUUUGUGUGCGGUCCUGUUCUUGGCGGUGGUUGUGAAUUUUUCAUUGAGGAUCAAGCAGGGUUUGUAA